AAUAGACCUAAAACAAACGAUAUCGUUUCCACUGUUCUUGUUUAAGCAUUGAUGUUAUCGACCAAAUAACCAACAAAACAUACCCAUUCCUAACCCCUUCUCAUAAUCCAUUUCUUCAUCAUAAGCCAUACCCACUUUCAAUCUUUCUGGAAGCCAUGUCUGCAAUCUCGAAUUCAUCGCUGCUUUUACCCAAGAACAGAUCAGACCAAUUAUCAUCUGGUUCCUCUGUAAAGAAACUUGAUCAGGGCUUCACCAAAUUAUCGUUUGGGCAAAGUCGUGUUGGUAAUUUGCAAUUGCUCACAUCCAAAAGGACAUUCUCUAUCCAAGCAGGAUACAGUGAUGAUGGAAGAUCGAACAGUGGGAGUGCCUUCGUUGGUGGCUUUGUUCUAGGGGGAUUGCUUGUUGGCACACUCGGUUGCAUAUACGCACCUCAGAUAAGCAAGGCACUAGCGGGAGCCGACAAAAAGGAGUUGCUGAGGAAGCUGCCCGACUUCAUUUAUGAUGAAGAAAAAGCUUUGGAGAAAACACGCCAAAAAUUGGCGAAGAAGAUAGCAGAGCUGAACUCGGCUAUAGAUGAUGUAUCAUCUCAGUUGAAAUCAGAUGACGACGAGCCUGUUACUAAUAAUGGUGUUGUUCCUGAUGAAUCCGAAGCUCUUGCCUAAGAAUAUUAGGAUUGUGUUCUAAUUGUUCGACUUUUGAUACCGAAAUGUUUGAUUUUAUAAUUUUGUAUGUUAACAUGUGGUGAUGUUGGUUUCAUAUUGUUACAAUUUGUGUUUUGCUUUA
Molecule: messenger RNA, 783 nt
Organism: Cynara cardunculus var. scolymus (artichoke)
Lineage: Eukaryota; Viridiplantae; Streptophyta; Magnoliopsida; Asterales; Asteraceae
Exons: 5
Coding region: 156-662 (168 amino acids)
Cellular component (GO): chloroplast inner membrane; chloroplast thylakoid membrane
Source: RefSeq, a predicted model, not a curated record